CGGACUCUACACGGAGCUUCAUUUUCUGUCUGUACACGCUGAGCCAGCGCUUUAUUUCAAAUGAAGCGUCCUCUCAUUCCGCUAAUAAGUUUUUACACGUGAUAUAACAGCUAUCUUCGCCAUGAGCUGCUUGGAUGUCAUGUAUCAAGUUUAUGGUCCACCUCAACCUUAUUUUGCCGCAGCAUACACACCAUAUCACCAUCAGAAAUUGGCAUUUUACUCCAAAAUGCAAGAAUCCCCAGAACCACUGAGCGGAAGCAGCUCUUCUUUUUCCAACCUUUCCGGGCCAUCCAUAAAAGAGGAGGACUGUGCCCGGGAGAAAGAUCACCCGCCGGAGGCUGAAUACAUCAGCUCCAGAUGUGUGCUAUUCACUUAUUUCCAAGGGGACAUCAGUUCGGUGGUGGAUGAACAUUUCAGUCGGGCUUUGAGUCAGUCUAGUAGUUGUGCAACUGGAUCCACCAUCAGCAAGACAGCAAGAGGCACAUCAUCCUGGAGAGACGGAUCAUUCCCUAUGAGCCAGAGAAGCUUCCCUCCCUCGUUCUGGAACAGCGCGUAUCAGCCGUCAGUGACAGCAUCUCUCGGCAGCGCCCUGGGUUCCUCCCACACAGACCUUCCCUUCCCGCCGGAUCCGUACUCCACCGCGUCUCUACACAGCCAUCUUCACCAAGCCACCCCAGAGCCCUGGCACCCCUCUCACCACCAUCACCCUUACUCGCUCAGCGGAGCCAUCGGCACCCAGGGGUCUGCUUACCCCCGGCCCUCUAUGCACGACAUGUACGGAACGCACUUUGACCCCCGUUACAGCUCUCUGCUCGUGCCCUCGGUGCGGCCGCAUAGACUUCCUCCAGCCACGGUUCCCGCACCUGGAGCCUCGCCGUGUGAUAUCAGCAAGAGUGAACCGGGCAGCUCGACGUGGACUGGAGCUUUCACAGCAGCCAGCUCUGAUAUGAGCCUGAACAUGGAUGCAGGUCUACAGAGCCAGGAUAAAAGCAAGGACUUGUUCUGGUUUUAGUGCCCUGUGGCCGCUUCUUUCUCCGCUGGCUUGUUUUUCUGUGGCUUUAGUGUAACAGAUUCUCAUCUCACUUGCAGCUCGGCGCUACACCCUCUGCAGCGGGACCAUCCUAAGCUGAACCCUUCGGAUGAAUGCAAAACUCUCUCUCUCUCGAUUGAGGAAAGACAGUAAAGAGAAGCAAACAUACUGUAGUGAUGAGACUAGCAGCUGCUCUGGCACUGACCCUCAGCAAAACGGACCCAAAUUAAGCUUUGAGAAAGGACAAACGUUACUUUAAGAGGACAUUUGAGAGCAGAAAAGAUGGACUGGCUAUAUGAAAAGAUUUUCUGACGCGUGAGCUGCAUUCCCUAUCAUUGCUGAAGACAGAGAGCAGCUAUUUGAAGCCACUUGACUCUAUCUAUAUUGCUUUCAGCACCUGUCACCGACAACUGUUGUGGAACUUAGCAGACGCGCACAGAGCGGCACUGUGCGCCGUUUGACCGAGCGAGCACCCUGGAUUUCAUUAAACAGGCGUUUUGUUGUAUCUGGACAUACGGCGAAAGUGAGCAACUGGGUUGUCUUUUUUUUUGUGAGGAGUGGGGUGGGUUCUACUGGAAGUAGAUACAAACACCAUUAAGCUGUAGUGUAUAUACUUUAUGUGUCUUAGUGUGUCCAGUGCUACAAGUAGGAGCAAACAGCAUGACAGAAAUAUAGAUUUUUUCAUUUGUACUUUUUUAACAACCACUUUCAGUCACCGUCAGCCUAUAGGGUGACGUCUCACCAUGAUGUAUUUGAAUGUAUGUAAUAUAUUACCUUUGAAAGUAUUUUUCCAGUGCAUUGAGGAGAAGGAGGUUUUUACCAGCUGUCUAUCUUCAUCCUUCGAAACAAAAAUGGAAAUAAAACCAGACGGUGCACA
Molecule: messenger RNA, 1907 nt
Organism: Carassius gibelio (silver crucian carp)
Lineage: Eukaryota; Metazoa; Chordata; Actinopteri; Cypriniformes; Cyprinidae
Product: transcription cofactor vestigial-like protein 2
Exons: 4
Coding region: 122-1012 (296 amino acids)
Biological process (GO): regulation of transcription by RNA polymerase II
Cellular component (GO): nucleus
Source: RefSeq, a predicted model, not a curated record